Molecule: messenger RNA, 4575 nt
Organism: Stegastes partitus (bicolor damselfish)
Lineage: Eukaryota; Metazoa; Chordata; Actinopteri; Pomacentridae
Product: titin-like
Exons: 1
Coding region: 187-4239 (1350 amino acids)
Source: RefSeq, a predicted model, not a curated record
UUGGAUUCUUAUUAUUCUGUCUCCUUUAACACCAAAUGUUUGUGUCUGUGUUCCUGUUUUUCUCUAAUCUCUUGGCACCGCUACUUGGUGCUUUUUCUUCGUACCUUUUAACAUUUUGAAGAGACUGCUGCCAGUCUGUUAAAGGAUGAGAGAAGAGCAGGAGCUCAGAAGAUCCCAGAAGAUCUCAUGUCAGGGGAAGCAGAAGAGACUGAAUAUGAAGAUGUUGGAAAAGCCAUUGAAUAUGAAUCUACACAGACAUGUGAACCACAGGAAGGGAUGUUUAGGACUGUGCAGGAACCUGAUGGUGAUAUAUCUGUUACUGAUGGUUUAAAGACACAGGGCCUGCCAACAAGACAAGCUCACUUAGAGGCUGUCAUGACAGAAACAAAAUCUAAGAGUAGAAAAGCUGCAGCAGUUCUGGAAAAACUCACUGAAAGAAAAAGUCAGGUUGAAGAAAAUGUUCAAAAAGAGACUGAACAGCAUAAAGUUUCUCAGAGUAGUGAAGUUAAAAAUGAGAGUUCAGAAAGUUCAGCCGAAGCUGCAUCACAUCAAAAACAGGAGACGUUUGAAGCUGAUGCAAAGAUCCAGAGGCUCAAAGAUAAACCUGAAUCAUCAGUGAGAAAAACAGAGUUACCCAGUAAACCUUUAGGAAAAGUUUGUCUCCCCAAGAAAUCAGAGGAAUCUGAUGUGGAAGAGAAACUGGUAGAAGCUGCCAAUAUUACCAUCCAGUCUGUCCAGUCAAAGGCAGCCACAGUUAAAGAUCCCAAAACUACUCCCACUGAGGAGCUGAACAAAACAGAAAACGUCAGUAAAUCUGAUGAAAUUAUGAAUAGAUUUACAGAACAAGAUGCUGCCAUCAAGUUAAAAGUUAGAAAUGCAAAUGAAACUAUGAAAGGCCUGCAGCUGAGUUCGCCUGAAAUGGAAGAAAAUAUGUCCGAACUUGAUGACGUCAGAUUUGAGCAAGCCGAAGUUGAAACCUCAGUUCCUCCUGAGACAGAUGCAACUAAAGUCACAGAUGGUACGAGCUCAGACAAGGUUCCUCUGGAGGAAAAGGGAAGGGGACAGAUUCAAGACCAAUCUGAGAUUAUAAUCAGAGACAGCAAGUCAACCACAGAAAGACAAGGAGACAGUUCCUCAGUGGAACCAGCCAAAGAUCUGUCAUUAGCACAAGCUGCUUCAAAAUUUCAUCCCAAAAUAAAGACACAGGUCAGAGACUUUGCCGGAAGUAAGCAUCAUAUGGCAGAAAGCAUUUCUGCAAAGGAAGGUGACCAAGGUUCAGAAGAACCACAGAGGUUAGUUAAAGCUGAAGAGGCUCUUGUUGAGUCAGUACAGAACAAGACCACAGUGAAAGAUAGAUGUUCUAAAGCUAAACUGACUGAAGAGAUGGAGCUGACACUCAAACCAAGCCAGGACAUAGAUGUAGUGGAGAUAAAACCUGAAGAGGUUUCUGAAGAACCAGCAGAGAAAGAAGCUGCAUUCAGUCCAGAGGAGGUUCCUGAGUCAGAGGCCAGUCCUCUGAAGAACGAAGGAGGACAGAUGUUACGUAAAUGGGACAAAGCUGCAGAUGAAACUGCUCCAGAUGCUUGGACUGACCUGAAGAAACCAACAACGCAGCAAGAAGCUUCAGAUACACCUGUAACGAUCAAAGCACGUCAGAAAGGGACUGCGAUAAGUGCCACUGGAAAACAGAGGACAACUGAAGCUACAGGUGAUGCAACCAAGAAAGAAUCACCUGAACCUGAAAGGACUGUGGUUGAAGAAGACCAGCUAAAGGGGAACACAGUUACAGAUCAAACUUUCAAAGUUUUUACUCUUCAAGAGACGACAGCAACACGGCAGCAGAUGGAAAGAACUGCUUCAGCGACGCCCAUCGUUGAGGAGACAUCUGAAGAAGUAAACACAGAUCCUGACACCCUGCCAGAAACCAGAAACACUAAAACUAAAAAUGUCAUCUCCAUUGAAGACUGGAUACAAAAAUCACAGGAACAACAAAUUAAAAGGAAAGUUGUGGUUGGAAAAACAAGAAAGGAGGGAAUGGCAAAGACAGAAUCCAGAUCCUUAAAGGAAGCAACACCAAAGACUGGAGAUGUUACAGAUGAACCUCAGUCAGCAGUUGUUCUGGUCAAAGACAGAGGAAACCAGACACGUCUAGCUGAAGGGGGGCAGCAGGUCCACAAGACUGGGCCUGAAGAAGCAGUGAGAGACGAUGCUUCACAGCCUGUUUCCCAUAAGAAAAGUGAAAAAGACAAAACUUCAAAGUCAGGAAACUCUAAGAAGGUUACAGAGGAAGAGCGCCGAGACCCAGCAGCUACAGAUCUACAUACGAGUGUCAGACCUUUGAGAGCAACAGCAAUGAAACAGAAACAAGUAGAAACACAGACUUCAGUGGUUUCUGCUGAAAGGCCCACGACAAAACAAACCAUUAAAACAGCUGGACGAGCACAGAGCACUGCAUUCGAUGACGUGGUCAAAGAAAAGGCUGAAGGAAACAUGUUGAACCUGGAAACAGAUGAAAGCAACAGAGUGGCUCCCCGUGAAAAGAAACGCUUAGAAAGACAAGAACACUUGAAAGUAACCCAACUACAGAGGAAACAUUCUGGUGAAGACAAAGAAACAGGAGACACCCGUCAACCAGAACCCAUCCCCACAAAGACAGAAGAGACAGAAAAGGUAGCUGGAGAAGCAGAAGAGAAGAACCAGACUCCGAGACCAACUGAAACAAAAAUGAUGGCUGAGAUGAAAGUAACAGAGAAGAAACCAGGUGAUCUUUGUCACACAACAGACUUCAAGCACAUUCCCCAUGAAACGAAGGAACAAUCAGAACAAGUUCCACAAAAGAAAGAAGCAACUGAAGAACAUCCAAAGUCUGACCAAAUGUCAGAUAUUAUACUUGAAGAUGUUGUCACAAAGAAAUCCAGAUCUCUUGAAGCAGAAGGCCAGAGGUUGGACAAAAACAGAAACCUGUGUCUGGAGGAGGUGCAGUCCAAAACAGAUAUCGUUAGAGAUGAAUGUAGGAGUUUUACUGUGUUUGAAACGAAACUCAGUCAAGCUACAAAGGCUUCUGUGGCACCUGUGACGGAGGCUGCAUCUGAAAAACAUCUCAUAACUCCACUUAGAGAUUUAAAACCAGGUACUCCUCAAAGGUUUAUUGUUCUAGACAAGCUAGAAAAACAUUUAGCAUCAGAAAAAGAGACAGUGAAUGAACUACAAAGACAAGAGUCCACCAAGGCAAGUGUGGAUACUGUAGCAGGAGAUCAAGAGUUUAAGCAAUUAAAAGAAGUCACAAGUCAAUUAAAAACUGGUAGAACUGCACUAGAUGAAGGUAAAAUACCAUCAAAGCAGGAAACAAAGGCAACAAGAGGAACAUUGCUCAGAGGAGAUACUACACAAGGACAUGAGGAAGGUCAAUACAAAGGAGAGGAAACAGGUGAGGGCUUUCAGUCUGCAGUAGACGUAGUGAAAGAUGUUUGUCCACCUGUAGACACAAAGCAGCAACAGGCUUCCAGGACACCUGUAGUGGAUGCUGCACAUGAAAAACCAUUGGUUGCAAAAGAACAAGAUACAUUAGCUGCUGCUCUACAAACGUGUAGUUCCUCAGAUGAUGGCGUAAAAGUUACUAGAUCAGUAGAGAGGGAAGGUUACGAAUCAAAUGAUACUUCUUAUGCAGCUAAAACUAAAGAAGUACCGCAAAAUACUUGUGGAAAACGCAGCAGGAUGGCAGAGGUUGUUGGAACUAUUCCAAUAAAGUUUCCAGAACUGACUGAAUCUAGUGCACCAGGAGAGGAAAUUCCCUCACAGAUGGUCGCAUGUAAACCUGACACAGGUACAGGAAGUACUGUUAAAGGGGAACACGCUGAAAUGGCAUUUAAAGGAUCACGGCUAUCAGACAUAGUCACAACAAGGAUGGAACCUAAAGCAUGCAAAGAAGGUUCUAAAGAUGAACCAAACACAGAACAGUCAGUAAACAGAGCUGAGGUAGUGUUUGAAAGCCAGGAAUCAAAAGACGGUUUUGAUGUGAGGCUUUGGCGUGAGCCUGCAGUCAGAGAGCCUUCAGUAACAGAUCACACCAUCGGAGGGAGGCCGCAGUCGGACGACCGCUUCACGCUUCAACCAACCAGAAGCAGAGAAGCUCCGGGCUGUCGGUCCGUCGUAGAAACAAGGGGUUUGACUCCAGAAGGGACAGAACAUGCCUUCCUUCAAGAAGCUUGCAGAGGUACAGAGGAAGAACUCUGUCACUGAGCACUUGUUUUUGAUCUGAGCACCUCAUCGUAUCCAGAGGAUGUCAUGUCAUUCACCCAUCUGUCUGAAGUCCGCUCAGGCACUCUGAUAGCACCCACUCUGACUUCUGUACUCAUACUACUUGUUUGUGUCUGUUUUAUUGCACUGUGUGUGUGUGUGUGUGUGUGUGUGUGUAGGUGUAGGUGGGUGUGUGUGUGUGUGUUGUUUUGCACAGUGGAAUAUUUUCAUGUACCUUUCAUCCGUCUUUGUGCAUUUUCUUGGGGAUUUUUCCCGUUAUUUGUUCUUGGUUCGGUGCUCCCCCAUCAGUCUUGCUGAGUCUGACUGUCUUGUAAUUUC